UUUCCACGGCUUCACUGCAGGGAUUGCUGCAGCUCUGAAGAGGAUGAGGAAGAACAGCUCAGCAGAGUUCUGACAGAAAUGGUUUUGCCCUGGAAUUUCCCUGGCACUGAUAGACCUGCAGGAGAAAUCCAUCUUGAGGCAGCUGUGGAAGCCUGGAGAUGAACACAUUUUAUCACAUUUUCUCAGACAUUCUGAGGUGCUGAACAAAUAACCUGGCUUUGAAUAUGCAUCGUGUAGGAAACUCCGUUGUGAUCCCAUGGAGCCACGUGUGAGUCCCACUGGGAUUGUUGUUAUCCCUGACAGCGUGGGCAGCAGGGAUCCAAGGAACAGAAGCAAAAUGUUUCUUUCAGUAGCAGAGGGGUUUCUCUGCUGAUCUCCAUGGGAGCCCUGAUGGAUGUGCCAGUGCCUCUCUGUCAGCUUGUGUACCUCACCUUUCUGUCUACAGCUGUUUGCAGCCAGGAUGAAAAAAUAAAACUCCAGAUGGACUCCCACAAUUUCCAGCACAUUUUGUCCUGGCAGGAAGAGCGUGACCCAGCUGUGCCAGCAUCCUACAACGUGCUGUACAGAGACCGCAGGAACCAGACCUGGUUGAGUGCUCAGCAGUGUUCAGGUAUUGCCCAGCUCUCCUGUGAGCUGACAGAGGAUUUCAAGGACACAUCUGCUGUGUAUUAUUACUUUGUUCAGAGCGUUGGAGGAGCUCAGGUGCUCAGUUCUUAUGAGCAUGAGUUUCAGCCAUUGAUUCAGACAAUUCUGGGACCACCAGAAGUUAAUAUCACUUCCUGUCCGAGCUGCAUCAAUGUCACCAUAAAGCUGCCAACCUCUCACUACAGGGACAAGGGAAAGCUGCUGUCUUUAAUUGAUAUCUAUAAAGAGCUGGAUUAUGAUAUCACCCUGAAAUCACUGGAAGGAGAGCACAAGAGGCCACGGCAGAAAACCACUGAAGAAGUGUUUAGUACUGUCAUUGAAGAAUUGUAUCCGGGCAGGAAUUACUGUGUGUCCGUGGUGGUCACUGCCUCCCUGAACAAACAUUCCAUCCCCUCCCCCUGGAAAUGUGCCACUGCAGGCUCACAGGCUCAACAAGGGUAUCAUGAAAUUGCAGUGGCAGGUGCUGUCUGUUUUUCACUGAUAAUUGCUGCAGUCCUGAAGUGUGUGCAUGCAGCAGGUUUCAUUGACCCGAAGAUAUCCCUUCCUCAGAGCUUGGAAUGCAUCAGGCAGUUGGCCUACUCAGCUUGGGUGUGUGAGCCAGAGAACACGGCCUCUGUGGAGAUCAUCCCCAGAGAGGUGAAGAGCAAGGCCAGGGCGUGCAGAGGCAGUGCCAGCGACGACAGCGACAGCAGUGACAGUGACAACAGUGCCCUGUGUGACCACGACUACACGAGGCGUGAGGGGCUGGGCAGGGGCAGCGUGCCCCGAGGCUGGCUCACCCCCAGCACCCUGGGGCAGUACUCGGUGAGCAGCAGUGAGCACAGCCAGGCUGGGGACAGCGCGGCUGCGGAGCCACACGAGUCCCAGGAGCAGCAGGGACACCCUGGAGGAGAGGGAGACACGAGCAGUGAGUUCCUGAGUCCUUUCUCUGAAGGCAGCUGUAGCUCCCAGGGGAACAGCGAGUGCUUCACCAUCAGCUUACAGACGGUGCAGCUGGGAAGCCUGGAGCAGGACAGGCACCGCUCUGCAGCUCCUCCAGCCCAGGAGGAUGAAGGUGACUGGCACUGUGCUCAUGAUCUGCAGGCAAAGCUGCUGGAGGACACGGGAAGUGUGCAGGAUGCUCCUUGUUCUAAUGACUUCUAUGAGUGGCAAAGUUCUUCCUCUUCUGAGGAAAGCAACACUUUGGAAUCAGACACAGAGCAUGGGACAGGGUACAUGAGGAGAUGAAGGAAGAGCUACUUUUACUUUAUUACAGGAACUGAAUUCUGAACUGAACA
Cyanistes caeruleus (blue tit) is the source of this 1922-nucleotide messenger RNA. Lineage: Eukaryota; Metazoa; Chordata; Aves; Passeriformes; Paridae. The record is from RefSeq and is a predicted model, not a curated record.